Molecule: messenger RNA, 1035 nt
Organism: Grosmannia clavigera kw1407
Lineage: Eukaryota; Fungi; Ascomycota; Sordariomycetes; Ophiostomatales; Ophiostomataceae
Exons: 2
Coding region: 1-1035 (344 amino acids)
Source: RefSeq, a predicted model, not a curated record
AUGGUAAGCGAGCGAGUGGGAGCAAAUGCAAGGGCCGAAACCGUGUCUGAUUGCGCCCCAGUUUUCCAUCCAUGGCUGCGCGGCCGCGUCCAGGCCGCCCUGACUCGCGCCUGGACGACACGCGUACCGGUCCUGCAGUACGCAUCCCCGGCCGAGGUGGCGGCUGGUGUUUUGCGGCAGGAGGUGUUGGAGGCUGUUUCGGAGGAUGCUGCCAUCCCAUCGCGACCCUGGAUCAUCAUCGACUUUUGUGCCGGCGGCGGCGGACCGACGCCGAGCAUCGAGCGUAUCCUCAACAGCAGCAGCAACAAGAGCAAAACCACAUCGCCGACGCAGUUUGUCCUCACCGACCUGCACCCCCACAUCGACGACUGGGCUGCAGCCGCGGCCCAGAGCCCCAACGUGCGGUAUGCAGCCGAGCCAGUGGAUGCCAGUGCGGCCGAGCCGGCGGCGAUUCUGGCGGCUGCCGGUCUGGGCCCCGAGACGACGGCGGCUCAUCCACGGGUCCUGCGGCUCUUCAACCUGGCCUUUCACCACUUUGAUGACCCGCUGGCCCGAGCGAUCCUGCGCAACACGGUCGAGACCAGCGACGGCUUUGGCAUCCUCGAGCUCCAGGACCGCUCCGUCUCCGCCUUCUUCACCACGCUCGCCUUCGGGCUCGGCAUCCUGCUGACGGCACCCUACUACGCCUGGCGCUGGCGCUCGCCCAUGACGCUCGUCUUCACCUACCUGCUGCCCAUCCUGCCGUUUGUGCUCGUCUUCGACGGCUGGAUGUCCAUGCUGCGCACCCGCACGCCCGACGAGGUCGCCGCCCUGCUGCACUCCUGCGGCGCCACCCCGGCCGACGUCGCCCGCUGGGAACUGCACAGCGGCGAGAUUCGCCAUCUGUGGCCGUGCGGCUACCUCAAGUGGAUCGUCUGCGUCAAGAGACAGGAGUGCGAGGCGGUGAAGGCCGUCGAGGCGGUGGGAGCCGUAGGAGCGGUCAAGACCACGGACCAGUCUGUCCGCCAUCGAGCCACAAUCGAUGUAAAGGGGUAG